Molecule: messenger RNA, 1257 nt
Organism: Phycomyces blakesleeanus NRRL 1555(-)
Lineage: Eukaryota; Fungi; Mucoromycota; Mucoromycetes; Mucorales; Phycomycetaceae
Exons: 1
Coding region: 1-1257 (418 amino acids)
Source: RefSeq, a predicted model, not a curated record
AUGGCAGAGACAAUGGUGGUGCCAAUGGAUUACGUGGUGUUGAAAUCGAAGAUUGGAAAGGACUUUCCAUACAUGAAAGCUGAUGAAUGGAAGUCCUGGGUGCUAGUGUAUUCGCCUAUCUUGUUGAAGGCUGUCCUGCCAGUUGAAAUGUUCAGAAAUUGGAUCAGUUUUGUUGAUGCCUGCCGCCAAUUAGCAAAGCCAAGCAUCACGUUCUCUGACAUUGACGACGGCCAUAAAUUUCUUCAAGAAUUCUGUACUGAGUGCCAGCGUAUUUACACUCCAACUAUUCUCACCUGUAACAUGCAUUUACAUCUCCAUCUUUGCGAGACCAUCCGUGAUUUUGGACCAGUAUAUGGAUAUUGGCUCUUCGGGUUUGAGCAAUAUGAUGGUCUGCUAAAGAACGUGAAUACAAACAGAAAAAAUUCCUUUGAGGUUACAUACAUGAAUAGUUUCGUCCAAGAUACAUUCAAAGGUGAUUUUGUUCAUGCUGCUCUCACAUGCCCAAGCCAAGUACUGUUUCUUCCUCUUCUCGCCAAGCUUACUGCCACAGCUCAACCCUCCACUUCAAAAAAUACAAUAACUUUUCCUCAGCGCCCGUUCAGACUAUCAGCCUUCAUCCAAGCAUACUCAAACCCUUCUCUUCCAGUCCUUGGCAAUGAACCUCUUUCUCCAUCCGCAUUUCCUCUCCAUAUUGAACCCCCAUCAGCAAUGAGUGAUGUCAACUAUCCUCAUUUGCUUGAUUACUAUAAAGUCGCAUACUGCAUGCCAAAUCUUGAAGGUUACCAGCAUCCCUCCUCUCCAUUCUCCUUUGUUGACAACCAAAUCAUAAAGUUGAAAUCAAUCAAUUUGCUUGGUCAGGUUUACAAAGGCUGCAAAUAUGCUUCUGGUCGUGGCUCAUUUGUUCAAUCUCUGUUCCUUGGAAGUCAAGGCAACAAUUGGUUGGCAUACACUGGCCAAAUUCAGUAUCUGUUCUUGCACUCUUUCACUCCACCAGUAGAUAACACAGAGCUCCAAACACGUGUCGUUUAUCAAGAUAAACACGUGUUUGCGUUUGUUAAGUGGUUCCAGAUUGAGCAUGACCAUUCAAGAGAGUUGGAAAGUGUUGACAUCUGCAGUGCAGAUUUUAUUGCGUGUGGUUUUGAAUGCAUCUUGCUAGUACAUCAAAUAGCAUCAGUUGUUGCAACAUGUGAUUAUAAAACCAGCACAAAUAAUAAGAAAAUACUUGUCAACGCUUUACCACACAAACAAUACAAUUAA